This is a messenger RNA of Oryza brachyantha (malo sina), 2576 nucleotides long. Its product is annotated as subtilisin-like protease SBT5.6. Gene Ontology annotation, molecular function: serine-type endopeptidase activity. The transcript is spliced from 10 exons. NCBI's taxonomy places the organism in Eukaryota, Viridiplantae, Streptophyta, Magnoliopsida, Poales, Poaceae. The record is from RefSeq and is a predicted model, not a curated record. Gene Ontology annotation, biological process: proteolysis. Bases 83 to 2428 code for a protein of 781 amino acids.
UAUAUAAACACCUGAAGUCCUAAACAGCCUAGCAAGAGUCAAACUACAGAGAGCAGGAUACGGGCGUCUUCAGACGAAGACGAUGAGAGGAGCAAUGGCCAUGUCCAUCCUUCUCUUGCUCGUCGUCCUCUCUUCCUUCUCCACAGCCUCUGCCUCCACCAAAGCACGCCAGGUGUACGUGGUGUACCUGGGCGAGCACGCCGGAGACAAGGGAGAGGAAGAAAUCCUCGCCGGCCACCAUGGCCUCCUCCUCUCCGUCAAGGGCAGUGAGGAGGAGGCACGGGCGUCGCUAUUGUACAGCUACAAGCACAGCCUGAAUGGCUUCGCGGCUCUUCUCUCCGAGGAAGAGGCCACAGAGCUGUCAGCAAGAACAGAGGUGGUGUCUACUUUCCCGAGCCAGGGCAUGUGGAGCCCUCACACCACGAGAUCUUGGGAGUUUCUGGGCUUGGAAGAAGGGGUGCGAUUCCCGGACAGCAGCGGCCGGCUGCCGCCCGGCGCCAAAGCCGGCGGCGAGGAUGUCAUCGUCGGCGUGUUGGACUCCGGGAUUUGGCCGGAGUCAAGGAGCUUCGUCGACGAAGGGUUAGGGCCAGUGCCGGCUCGGUGGAAAGGGGUGUGCCAAGGAGGAGAUUCUUUCUCUCCCUCGUCCUGCAACAGGAAAAUCAUCGGCGCCAGGUACUACGUCAAGGCGUACGAGGCCAGGUACGGCGCGGUGAACACCACGAACGCGUACCGCUCGCCGCGCGACCACGACGGCCACGGCACGCACACGGCGUCCACCGUCGCCGGCCGCACGGUGCCGGGCGUGGCGGCGCUGGGCGGGUUCGCGCCGGGGACGGCCUCGGGCGGGGCGCCGCUGGCCCGCGUCGCCGUCUACAAGGUGUGCUGGCCCAUCCCGGGGCCCAACCCGAACAUCGAGAACACCUGCUUCGAGGCCGACAUGCUCGCCGCCAUCGACGACGCGGUCGGCGACGGCGUCGACGUGAUGAGCGUCUCCAUCGGGUCCACCGGGAAGCCGCUCGCGUUCGCGGACGACGGCAUAGCGGUGGGCGCGCUGCACGCCGCGAUGCGCGGCGUCGUGUUCGUGUGCAGCGGCGGCAACUCCGGCCCCAAGCCGGCCACCGUGUCGAACCUCGCGCCGUGGAUGCUCACGGUCGCCGCGAGCAGCAUCGACCGCGCUUUCAUCUCGCCCAUCAAGCUCGGCAACGGCAUGGUGAUCAUGGGUCAAACUGUGACGCCAUACCAGCUGCCGGGCAACAAGGCGUAUCCUUUGGUAUACGCAGCGAACGCCGUUGUCCCUGGAACUCCCGCUAACGUUUCAAACCAAUGCCUGCCGAAAUCGCUGGCGCCGGAGAAGGUGCGGGGCAAGAUCGUCGUGUGCUUGAGGGGGACUGGCCUGAGGGUGGAGAAGGGCCUCGAGGUGAAGCAAGCUGGCGGCGCGGCCAUUAUCCUCGGCAACCCGCCGGCGUUCGGAGGCGAGGUCCCCGUCGACGCGCACGUGCUCCCGGGCACCGCUGUCUCCACGGUCGACAUCAACGCCAUCCUCGGCUACAUCAACUCCAGCUCGAACCCGACAGCGGUGCUGGAUCCCUCGAGGACCGUCGUGGACGUCAAGCCGUCGCCGGUGAUGGCGCAGUUCUCGUCGCGUGGCCCCAACGUCAACGAGCCUAACAUUCUCAAGCCGGACGUCACGGCGCCGGGGCUGAACAUCCUGGCGGCGUGGAGCGAGGCAUCGUCGCCGACGAAGCUCGGCGGCGACAACCGCGUCGUCAAGUACAACAUCAUGUCGGGGACGUCCAUGUCGUGCCCGCACGUCUCCGCCACCGCCGUCCUCCUCAAGUCCGCCCACCCUGACUGGAGCUCCGCCGCCAUCCGAUCGGCCAUCAUGACCACCGCCACAACGAGCAACGCUGAGGGCGGCCCAAUGAUGGACGCGGACGGGACGGUCGCGGGGCCCAUGGACUACGGGUCGGGCCACAUCAGGCCCGUGCACGCGCUGGACCCGGGCCUCGUCUACGACGCGUCGUACCAGGACUACCUCCUCUUCGCGUGCGCCAGCGGCGGCGCGCAGCUCGACCACUCCCUGCCCUGCCCGGCGACCCCGCCGCCGCCGUACCAGCUGAACCACCCCUCGCUGGCCAUCCACGGACUCAACGGCUCCGUCACCGUGGAGCGGGCGGUGACCAACGUCGGCGGCCAGGGCAACGUCCGGUACACCGUCGCCGUGGUCGAGCCCAUGGGCGUCUCGGUGAAGGUGUCGCCGAGGAAUCUCAGCUUCACGCGAACCGGCGAGAAGAAGUCGUUCAGGAUAAAGAUCGAGCCCAAAGGGAGAGGCAGUUGGCGCGUAAACGGGCAGUUUGUGGCGGGGUCGUAUACGUGGAGCGACGGUGUCCAUGUCGUGAGGAGCCCUAUUGCCGUUCUUGUCGCGUGACCAUUCUUAGGGUUACAGAUUGAUUGCUCUUUACUGCUCACGAUGCAUCGCUUGAAAGAAGCGAAAUGCAACCGAAAGCCUGGAACCAUGCUUGUGGCAGAUAAAUUCAGCAAAAAGAAAGCAAUCACCACUUGAAACACAUUCUUCC